Messenger RNA from Tarenaya hassleriana, 1900 nucleotides. RefSeq lists its product as uncharacterized. The record is from RefSeq and is a predicted model, not a curated record. Lineage: Eukaryota; Viridiplantae; Streptophyta; Magnoliopsida; Brassicales; Cleomaceae. The transcript is spliced from 6 exons. The coding region runs from base 219 to 1493 and encodes 424 amino acids.
UUUAUAUGUGAAACUUUCUCUCUCUCCCUGCCUCCAGCGACGUUUCGGGACUUCCGGAAGCAGGUUCUAUUGGCUGUUCUGUUCCGAUCUACCGAUGGGAACCCUUGGAAGAUUUUAGCCAGGAAGGAGUAGCUGCGUGUGGUGCUUUAUUGAGCUUCUAUGCACCAAGGAAGUUAGACAGAUCGUCUUUGGUGGUGCUUAGUAGUUGCGAAUUCACUAUGGGGUCGGCUUGUUGUGUUGCUGCUAGAGACAAAAUGAUCGUACCCAAUAGAUCAGAGGGCGAGAACUUGCAAAGAAACAGUGUCCAGUAUUCUCCGACUUGGAGUUUCCGGUGGGAUAAUAGAGGAAGAGUAGCUGGUGAAGAGACCUCUGUGAGUUGGUUGUCCGAUGGGCUUAGUCGGAAUUAUGGUUCUGAUGUCAAAUUUGGGUCUGAGUUUGUAUCAUCAGAAGGCUCCCCCUUAGACAGCUUCAGGGCACAGGCAUGGCAGAAAUCUCCCCAGUCAGCAGAUUUAUCUUUCCGGAGAACUGCUUCUUUGGAUGUUGUUUCAGAGCAGAUUGUAGAGACAAAUAGGGAUUCAAUAGAAUCUUCAGCACCGUCUCAUCCAUCUCCCCCAAAAUUCUCUCUUUCAUUGGCUUCUCAACCAUCAUCCUUCUCCACAUCACCGCUGUCAUCCCAGAGCAAUUUGCAACCUGCAAGCUCAUCCACCCCAAAGUUUGCACACCGGCCUCAUCUAUCAAAGCAAGUAUCAGAUGGCCAGAUUUGUGGAGUGAAAUCUCCAAGCAGAUACUCCGAGAGGCGAGGAAUUUGUUGGAGCAACAAUUCCCGGCGUGGGCCUUCCGACAGUUGGUCCAUGCAUGCCUUUUCUGAGCUGAUGUCGCUUUCCCAGAGAGAGUCUAUGUCUUAUGAUAAUGAUUCCUUUGGCCUCCGGCGUGAUAAAAUAGACCGUCAUGGCAACCGGACGUCCAAUGAUCAACAAACUUGUGGUGCUUGCUCUAGACCCUUGACAGAGAAAUCCUUGUGGAGCAGCCAAAAGAUCAUAACUACAAGCGAGUUAUCAGUUGUGGCUGUUCUAGCUUGUGGUCAUGCCUAUCAUGCUGAAUGUUUAGAGCAUAUGACACCAGAAAUCGACAAAUUCGACCCUCCAUGUCCAAUAUGUACCUUGGGCGAGAAGAAAACGCUCAAGCUGUCAGAUAAGGCUUUGAGGGCAGAGAUGGAUUUGAAAGCUAGAUACAACAAGAGACUGAGGAAUCGCGUUAUGGACAGUGACUUUGACCGUGAUGAUCUCGUAAUGUUUGAUCACACAAUGGGUGGCCCUGGACUGAAAGGGAAUAGCCCCAAGCUGAUCUCGAGUUCAAGCGUGAAAAGCUAUUCCCCGAGGCCCUUCCUGGCACGUCACUUCUCUUUCGGAUCCAGAGGGAGCGGGAAAGCCCCGAAAGAUAGUCAUCCUGGGAGAAAGAAAGGCUUUUUCUGGACCAAAUCCAGCAAAACAUGAAACUUAUUAUUAUAGGGUGCUGUUCUCUCCUCAAGCCGUAAAACGGUGGCCAAAAGUUGCAUAGUGUAACCGAUCAUCAAACACAUCCUCUUGUCGGCUCCUGUCUGUUUAAGCAUCUUGGAGAUCUUCUCGACAGAGUUUGUCUUCACCAAUUUCCUCUGUUCCCCCCCCCCCUUUUUCUUGUUUUCCAUAUUUCCACACGUGUAUAGAUUAUAUAGAAGGUUGGAGAACAACAUUAACAGCAACGUAGGGGAGACCGUAAAGCCCUUACAAAGAUUAUUAAGGCUUGGAUGCGUCCAAGGGGACUGGACUGAAUUGGUUUUAAUUGGAAUUUGAUGGAAGUGGGUGUAUGGUUUUGUAUUGAACUCUUUUUAUGUACCAACCCGCUUAAUUCUUUUCCGCAUAUA